GGUCGGUAUUAUGGCUUAUAAAAGAAUCUAAGUUUAUUUAGAUUAUAACGCAUACAAUAUUCUUCGCACUGUGCUAGUCGUCUUAAACGGAUAUUGUUGGAAUAAUAUACAUAACGUAAAUGCAAUAAAAGAAAAUAUUUUGAGAUGUCUUCCUCGCAAUCCAAUAUCAACUCACGGGGACAACGUACCGGGUCGCAAGCAAACGCGGCCAGUCUGGCAAAUACUUCCGAAACACAGGUAACAGUCGAUUUGGCGUACGAAAAAACAAACAGGGUUUAUAAACUGGCAAUUCGACAAAUGUGGUCUCAUUUGUCCGGACUGUCUGGAACUCAGCUUAAUGCACAGGCAGAUGUAUUCGUUACAGACGCGUGCGAUUUACACGUUACGUCGAUGUUCAGAGAGUUCGAAAGUGUGGUCACUCUCCUGUGGCAACCCGUUGACCACCGUGCACUGAGGAUCGAACUGGACCGGGAAAUGUAUGAACUGAAAAGAGUAAAAACCAUUGGACAAAAUUAUCUUCGGGAAAGGGACACAUUUUCGCAAUCGGCAGACAUAGUCAGGGCUCGAGUCGAGAACGUUCUUCCGAAGAUGGAAGUCAUCCGGAACGCGUUUGGCUGCACAUUGCAAGCCUACCGCAGACGACAGUGAACGUUUAUUGCAGACGCUAUUGGUGUAAUGUCGCGACGUGUCUUCACAAUGUUUGAUUUGUUUAACUAUAUAACCUUCCAUCCUUUAUAUAUGUUGUUGUACUCUGCGUGUAUGUGUUCUACCAAACCAAGAAUCUAGCGAUAUUUAUAAAUAGAUCUUUGAUAUGACAAGUACUUUUCAUUUGCUUUACAACUGUGCAAUUAUUAGCAAUAUUAUAUACGAUACUUGCCCUGUAUAAUUAAGAAAUGCAGAUGGAAAAUAACUUAUGUAUCUUUUGCUGAUGUUCAUAAUACCGUUCUUUUUUGCAUUUGAAUGUAUCCAUCGUACACAGAAAAUUAUGAUGCGUCUAUAUGCCCAUACUGUGUGAUCGGCAACUAUAUAGCUUAAUCGCCUCUGUUAAAGCUCAUUUAAGAAAGUAUUUGAGUAUAAAAUUAUUUUGUAAUACAUUUUUCGAUUAUUAUUAUUUAUCACUCAUAAUGGGCUUCUCCGCUUGUUUUCAUGAUUACGGUGUUGUUGAUGUACGUUUUAUGUAUGUUUUGUUUACUUGUGAGUGUGGGCAUGUGUGUAUCGGAGUGGGCGUAUUCGUGGGCGUGCGUGUGUAUUUUUUGCAUUUUGCUUUGCCUUCGUUUUUGUUUAUUUUAUGUUGUCCUCAUGUGCCUAAUAUGGCGUAUUGGAUAGA
This is a messenger RNA of Dreissena polymorpha, 1327 nucleotides long. RefSeq lists its product as uncharacterized. The transcript has 6 exons. The record is from RefSeq and is a predicted model, not a curated record. NCBI's taxonomy places the organism in Eukaryota, Metazoa, Mollusca, Bivalvia, Myida, Dreissenidae. The coding region runs from base 145 to 648 and encodes 167 amino acids.